This is a messenger RNA of Pseudoliparis swirei, 4541 nucleotides long. It is a transcript of the gene nol8, whose product is annotated as nucleolar protein 8. The coding region runs from base 88 to 4356 and encodes 1422 amino acids. Gene Ontology annotation, molecular function: RNA binding. NCBI's taxonomy places the organism in Eukaryota, Metazoa, Chordata, Actinopteri, Perciformes, Liparidae. The record is from RefSeq and is a predicted model, not a curated record. The transcript is spliced from 18 exons.
UCAGCCCCCCAUGCACGGUGCACUGAUGAGCAACUGAACAGGACGACCACCGACACCCCUGCUGUUUGUUGUCGUGGAAACGGAGCUAUGAAGCGACUGUACGUCGGCGGGUUGAGCCACUCGAUCACCCAGAAGGAUCUGAAGGAUCGAUUCGGAAAGUUUGGGGAUGUGGAGGACGUGGAGAUCCGGACCAGGAAGGACGACGAGGGUGUUCCUUAUAAAACCUUCAGCUACAUUAACAUCAACAUCUCAGACGGCGACUUGAAGAAAUGUAUGACGGUGCUGAACAAAUCCAAAUGGAAAGGAGGAACUCUGCAGAUCGAAACCGCCAAGGAGAGUUUCCUGCAGAGGCUGGCCGAGGAGCGGCAGGAGGCGGCGGAGCAGCACCUCCUUCAGCCGGCCGUCGAGGACAAGAAGCAGAAGAUGCUGGACUCCCUGAGCAAAGCCGGCGUGGACAACUUCACCAUGAAGGCCGCGGUGCCGGGGACCGAAGUGCCGGGACACAAGGACUGGGUGGUCAGUAAGUUCGGGCGGGUUCUCCCCAUCCUGCAGCUCCUGAGUCCGCAGGGCAGCCGGGCCCGGACGCUGAAGUACGACCCGUCCAAAUACAGCCACAACAUCCGCAAGCUGGACCGGGCCGCCGAGCCGCCGCCCACGCCGGUCUGUCAGCUCACCUGGGAGGUGAAGGGAGGAGACGACGACAUCAGCAAGAAGAGGAGGGGCGAGUUCCCCCCCUUUGAGCCGGAGGGACGCAAGAAGAGGAGGCCGGACACGCCGAGAUUCAAACCUGUUGACUCCGUCCGUCCCGUCGAGGCUCGUCGGUUCCCCAACAGAAUUGAACCCCCGCCCGUCCUCCGGCUGCCUCAGGUGAGGCGGCCGCGCUCAUCGGACUGGGAUCUCGAAUCGGACGAGGAGAUCCGCAAAGUGGCGUUGGCCCAGAACAACUCCCAUGAUGCACUGCGGCAGGAGGACGAGGGGGACACGAUGGAAGUCGUCGGACUCGACUACCUGAUGAAGUCUGGACGGAAAGGAGGUCCGAAUGAUGAAGACGAAAACGACUCCGCAGACACAGAUGAAAUCUUUGCAUCCAGGAAACCUCCUCCUCCUCUUCCUCCUCCUCCAGCGACCGCACUCCUUUCAGUAAACAACGGCGACCGGAAGAAAAAGAUUAAGAAGAAGAAAAGUCUCACUGAAGAGGAGGAGAAAGAGGUCGCCUCCAGGAAACCUCCUCUUCCUCCUCCUAAAGCGACCGCACUCCUCUCAGUAAACAACGGCGGCCGGAAGAGAAAGAUGAAGAAGAAGAAAAGUCUCGCUGAAGAGGACGAGUCGUCUGAAGAAGAGGAAGAAAUCACCUCCAGGAAGCCAUCUGUAAGAAAUAAGAAGAUGAAGGUCCUCCCUGUAGUGAAUCUCCCUUCCUCGGAUGACGAUGAGGAGGAUGAAGGUGGGGACGAGUCGUCAGAGGCUGAGGAAGAGGAAGAGGUCGCCUCCAGGAAACCUUCCAGUAAACAGAGUACUCAGGACCAAAGUAAGAAGAUGAAGGUCCUCCCCAGUACUCAGGACCAAAGUAAGAAGAUGAAGGUCCUCCCCGUCUUUAAUCUCCCUUCCUCGGAUGACGAUGAGGAGGAUGAAGGUGGGGACGAGUCGUCAGAGGCUGAGGAAGAGGAAGAGGUCGCCUCCAGGAAACCUUCCAGUAAACAGAGUACUCAGGACCAAAGUAAGAAGAUGAAGGUCCUCCCCGUCUUUAAUCUCCCUUCCUCGGAUGACGAUGAGGAGGAUGAAGGUGGGGACGAGUCGUCAGAGGCUGAGGAAGAGGAAGAGGUCGCCUCCAGGAAACCUUCCAGUAAACAGAGUACUCAGGACCAAAGUAAGAAGAUGAAGGUCCUCCCCGUCUUUAAUCUCCCUUCCUCGGAUGACGAUGAGGAAGAUGAAGGUGAGGAGGAUGAAGAUAAGGAGGAGGAGGAGUCAGAAUCGGCCGAUUGCAGCUCCGAUUCCGACUACGAAGCCAUGUUUUCCAACGUCACCCGUCUGGAGAUCUCCAUGGCCGACCUUCAGAGGCUCGCCGAGGAAUCCCAGCAAACCCCUGAGACUACAUCUCCCAGCAGCCUCGGCGCCUCCUCCGAACCAGGAACUCCCCUCGCGGCCGCUUCCUCCUCGCGGCCCACGCCCAAGAAAGGCACCACGCCGGAGGAGAUCCUCGCCGCCAUCAUGGAGGACUGCAGCGAGGACGAGAAGAAGAAGAAGAAGAAGAAGAAGAAGAAGAGGAGAAGUAAAGGCAACGUUUCAACGCCGCUGGCUGCCUUCCAGGGGACGAGGGCGCUGAGCGAGGGAUCAGAGACGGAGGAGAGGAGGAGACCGAGGGGAGGGGAGGAGGAGGAGGAGGAGGAACGAGGAGGAAGUGAGGUUAAAAAACUGAAGCUGAACCCCAAAGCAACGGGCUCAGAGAGCAGUGAGGAAGAGGAGGAGACGGGCAAGGUGGUGAAGAACAAGGCUAAGACAGCUUCCUCCUCAAGCAGUGAUGAGGAGGAGGAGGAGGAGGAAAGAGGAGGAAGUGAGGUUAAAAAACUGAAGCUAAACCCCAAAGCAACGGGCCGAAAAAUCAACGGACGGAAAGUCACAGAGGAGGAGAGCAGUGAGGAAGAGGAGGAGAAGGAGGAAGCAGGCAAGGUGGUGAAGAACGUGGCGAAGACAGCUUCCUCCUCUAGCAGUGAUGAAGAGGAGGAGAAGAUGAAGACCGUUCUGCCGGCUAAAGCUGCAGCUGCAGCUUCUUCUUCUUCGUGGUCCAGCUCCUCCAGCGAAGAGGAAGAUGAGGAAGAGGAGAAGCAGGCUCCUCCCCGGGUGCCGUUGGGAGCGAAGGAGGAGGCGGCGCGUCAGAGGAAGGCCAACGCCAGGCGGCUGGCCGCCGUCCAGAAGAGACAGAAAGAGGCCGAAGAGGAGAAGAAGCUCAUCCAGGGAGCGCUGGCCAACCUGGAUGAUCCGAAAGCCGGAGCUGGCAAACACAUCGUCUUCGGCUCUGAUGAGGAUGAUGAUGAUGAUGAAGAUGAGCAGCAGACCACCUCAAAGGUCACCAGGUCAAAGAUGGCGCUGUUCCAUAACGGCCAAUCGGAGGAGGAGGAGGAGGAGGAGGAAGAAGAGGAGGCCGCGGGCGGCGAGAAGGAGAAGGUCCCCAAGCCGUCUGCCACGCAGCUGUUUGGGGGCGACGAGGACGAGGAGGACGGCGAUGAAGAGGAGGACGCCAGCCGGUUUGACAUCAGGCCUCAGUUUGAAGGUCGAGGGGGACAGAAGCUGAUGGAGCUGCAGUCUCGCUUCGGGACAGACGAGCGAUUUCGAAUGGACUCUCGCUUCCUGGACGAGGACAAAGGGGAGGAGUCAGAGAACAAGACGAGCGUGACCGAGGAAGAGGAGGCUCUGGACGAGGAGAGGAAGAAGAACCUGUCCAUCCUGCAAGGCGUCCUCGGCGGCCAGCAGAGCGGCGGCGGCGUCAAGCCGGGCGCCAAGACCAAAACCUUCAGAGACAUGUCGGCGCUGCACUACGACCCGAGCAAAGAGGAACACGCGGCGUUCGAGACCAAGACGGAGGAAACCAGGAAGGAGAGCAAGAAGGCCCGGAGGAAGAAGAGGGAGGAGGGCCAGAAGCUCCCGGAGGUUUCCAAGGAGAUCUACUACGACGUGUCCGGAGACCUCAAGGCCGUGUUCGGUCCCACGAAGGAGGAGGAGGAGGAGAAGAAGAAGAAGAAGAAGGAGGAGAAGGAGGAGAAGAAGGAGAAGGAGGAGGAGGAGAAGGAGGAGGAGGAGAAGGAGAAGGAUGUGGUCGCUGGAGGAGACGAGGAGGUGAAGUGGGACCAAGAGGAAGAAGUCGGGGAGGAGGAGGAGGAGGAGGAGGAGGAGGAGCCGACCCUGCAGUCGACGCUCCUCUCGGCGGAUCCCGGACCGGAGAGCGAGGAGGCGUCCGGCUUCAAGUUCUCCUUCUUCGAGGACGACGUGGAAACAGGAAGUGGAGAGGCGGCCGAGUACAGAGUCGAGAGCAUCCAGGCGCCAAAGGUGUCAUGGCAACAAGACAUGCGUUUCCAAGACAGCAGCUCGGAUGAGGAAGAGGUGGAGGAAGAGGAGGAGAAGAAGGAGGAGCAAAGCAACGUCACGGCUCAAACCACAGAAGAGGAGAUGCCUUCAAAGACCGACCUCUUCUUCUUCUUCCUCGGAGACAGCAGGCUGACAGACGGCCCCCGGUCGUUCUGCCGAGCCUCUCACCUGGAGGAGCAGAGGGAUCAGUGGGAGGAGAGGAGGACCGACCUCCGUCAGGAGUACCGCAAAAAGCACAAGGACGCGAGGAGGAAGCUCAGGUCCUCCCUGAAGAGCUGAGCAGACGUCAAGAUCUUCAGAUUUUAUUUUUUAUUUUCAUAAAUGCGAAGAUGUUUUUGUGUUCAGGACCUGCUGUCUUUCCAUCUGGUUAGGUUGGUUGCUAUGGAAAUUAGGCUGCAACAGCAGCCAAUCACAGCCUCAGAGGACCAAACCUGUUAUUAAAGAAUAAUAAAUAAACAACUGAA